Messenger RNA from Strongylocentrotus purpuratus (purple sea urchin), 2143 nucleotides. RefSeq lists its product as uncharacterized. The record is from RefSeq and is a predicted model, not a curated record. The coding region runs from base 819 to 1805 and encodes 328 amino acids. The transcript has 5 exons. Lineage: Eukaryota; Metazoa; Echinodermata; Echinoidea; Camarodonta; Strongylocentrotidae.
CUCAUAUGCUGAAAGCUAUGGCCAUUUUAUUUAAAGAUAUAUCAGCUACGUCCGAGUCUGGCAGUCUUUCAUUUAUAAUUAUUUCCAAUACACACAAGACAGCCCGUCGUGUUUAACAGUUGUAUUCCACUUGUGUAUAAAGAACACUCAAGGGAGACAACAAAUGUAGCCUUUAUGAACAAGUGGUCUUUACGUACAAGUUUCUAUGAUACAUUUUUUAAAUAAAAAAUACAGUUCAAGGGAAACAAAAAUUGUGAUCUUUCUGGACAGUUGGUCUCUCUGUACAGGUGGUCACUAAAGCAGGUUUGACUGCACAUAGGCUGAUGUAGAGACGUUUCCUAUUAUUGAUCGAUACCCUUUUGGAGCUUAGACACGUCUCAAGAAAUUCUUUGAAAGUUUCAAUGAUAUUAUUAUUCUUGACUCUUUCACUAUUUUAGUAGAAAAUUAUGCACUUUUCAAGAUAUGAUUAUAACAAACAAGAGACAUUUAAUGAUACAGCGUCACUACUGUGUACAUUAUACACCUUUGUUCACUGUUGUCUGGCUUGAUUGAGCGUGCCGUGUGUUAUUGUGUUUUCAAGUUAUCUCAUUUGCGUUGACGAUUAAGUAGAUUUUUCCACGCAAUCAACUGCAAAUAAUUGAUGAAAGCCCAUCAUCUAAGUUUGUCUUUUCAUGUGCAUACAAGCAUGUACAUUUUAAUGAGUUUUAUACAGGCUGGCAUAUUGGGUAUUGGCGUUGCCUCGUUAUCAUCGAGGGAGUUCCGUAAACUGCAUAUUUUCAAUCCGGGGGAAAUGUGGCGUUUCCCCCUUUACAUGAAGAAUGGCUUUUCCUUCGCGACUGACCCUAAGUGGCAUCCCCUUCCGAUACCUACUCAACUUCUUCUCGGCGAUUCAGUCCUUAGCCGUUAUCCUGGACAAUUCUGAUGAGAGUGUUGGCAGAGAGGUUCUACGUGCACUAGGCUUAAGAGAGAUUCAGAGAAACUAUCUGUAUGACAGAUAUCGACGACCAAUCUAUGAAGCGUUGAUAUGGCGUCGCAACUGGAAGGGAACUGUUCAAGAUUUUUACAGGGUUCUGAGUUCGACUAAUCAGACGGAGGCUUUACAGACGUUGUUCACCUUUCUCCGUGAGAACCUGAAUGACCGUCGGCAUGUACCAGAAAGAGCAACAAAGACGAACUGGGCAAUCUUACUGAAUUCAACGCAGUAUAGGAUCUCUCCCGAGAUUUCUUGGCCCCGAGUUUUCGUGAAAACAUACUUCUUUCCUAUCUGUAACCGCGUGCAGGAGAUUGUCUACAUGGUGUUCCCAUUCAGCACGGCUUAUGCGUCUGACAUGUACCGGUCUAUAAGCAACCUGCUGAACAACAUGAAUAUCGGCAUUUUGUUCCUGACCGUAGUACAGAACGCAAUAACCAUCUGCCGGGAGGGACGUCUCCAAAACUCGGUAACCAUCUUCAUCUCUGUCUCUCUCUGGAUCAAGCUUUACCUCAUGAAGGAACCUUUCAAUCAACUAAGAGAAAUGGUACCAUCGGGAAACGAUGAGCAAAAACUCCGAAGGGCCGACUUUCUCUACAAGGAGAUACGAAUCGCAUUGCUCUUUGUGUUCUUCUUCAAGCUGGCUCUUGUUAUGUUCGGUUGUGCCUUGUUCUACGCCUUCCCAGAUUUCCUCCUUGAAGAUCUUCAAAGCAAGAUGACUCAGUUCGCCUUGUUUUUGUUCGUCUUUGAGUUGGCCCAUAAUGCAUUCUAUUUGUUUACAUUCUAUAGGGACUCUAAUAUUUUCCGUAUCAUAAAUGAUUUGUUUCCUAUGUAGGAAAUAUUUGAAGUCGCACAUUCAUGGCUGAAAUACAGUGUGUAAAAGUAUGCAAAUUUAUGUGUUUUCCUUAGCGAGUCUCCGAAUAUGUUAUAUUUCUGUGUAUGUCAUGACAAAUAAUUGUUUCGUAGGUUCGGAAUAGCCGCAAUUGAGGUAUGUCUUGUUGUUGUGGAAACAAAGCAUACAGAUGUAUAUAUUUGUAUAUAUAAAUAGAAAAUUAGAACUCAUGUCUUUCAAUAAAUCCAAUUUUAAGCAACUUUAAACUCCAUAUGAAACUCAUAUCCAGAUUUUGCUGGCAUUAUAUUUUAAGAAAACAAAUAUGCAACAUUUUAUUUUAA